UCGAUUACGAACGGGAGCCGAGCAACACGCACCCGAAUCUAGAACAUUUUAAACUUAACCGAAAUCGACGACCGCGGGUGAAGUUAAAUUAUAUUACAUUAACAAGGCCUAGUGAUUCUAGAACAGUGCACGCGUCCAGGAGCUCCGUGUGGCAGUCCCAGCGAAGCUAUAUCGCAUGCACACACACAUCGAUUACGAACGGGAGCCGAGCAACACGCAACCGAAUCUAGAACAUUUUAAACUUAACCGAAAUCGACGACCGCGGGUGAAGUUAAAUUAUAUUACAUUAACAAGGCCUAGUGAUUCUAGAACAGUGCACGCGUCCAGGAGCUCCGUGUGGCAGUCCCAGUAUUUACACAUCGACGUUGCUUCACGCGGAAACGAUGUACCUGCCUAUAUUUCUGUUUGCCUUCGCGUCUCUGAGCGAAGGGAACCGACAAAAAAGAUACCUAGUCUACCCGGACGGAGGCCCAGCGAGAGCUCAGUUCAUCAUUGGUGUCGGUAUACCAGUCGAUUUGAAAGAGGCGUCCGUAACCGUUGGCACUGUAAUCAAAUUCCAAUAUGAUUUACCAACAAACAGUACAGAAUAUACCAGCCGUAUUUACGGAUUUGCUAGUACCGUAUCAAGAGACAUGAAUGGUGAUACACCCGAUAAGAGCGUAAAAAUAGCCGAUGAUGAUACAUCUACUGUAGAGGAUAAUAAUGAAAUCGAAACAUUAAGACAUUUAGAUGAAGAAAAUAGUUUAGACGAUGAGACAGAUAAUGAAAACAAUACAUUGAUCGACAUUACUUUCGAUGACAGACGCAAGAGAUCUUUAAUUUAUUCUGAAGGUGGAAUUUUAAAUGCUGAUGAUGACGAUAGUACAGAAUUGCCCUUAGAAGAAGCUAUACGAAGACAGGAGUUGAUAGACAAAAAUAAUUUAGAAGAAGAAGAAGAGCCUCAGAGAAUGAAUCGAUGGGACUUCUAUAAGAUUUUGGAGCAUAUGGUGGAGAGAUACGGGUACACGGGUCGACCCUGCCUUCUUCGAACAAUCUGCGAGGCUGCCGAGGUUCCCUUUACACACGAGAACGGCUUGCUAGGUGAAAUUGGACAUAUACUAUUCACACCGUCGACAACAAGAGACAGUCUCUCCCAUCAUACCGACAACGAAUAUCAUGCCGCAGAGCGUCUCGGUAGAGAAGCAGGAGGGAAUUGCGAAAAUAUCUUCCCAGAGUGCGAGGGCUCUGUCUUAGAUACGUUCACGAGAAUCGGCGUUGAUACUUUGCAUAAAUUCGGAAUUUUCACUUAGUUUUUUCAUUAACAUAAUAUAAUUGUUUAAUUUUCAAUAAUUAUUCGAUAACGAAAAAUUCAAUUACCCUUUGUCAAAUUGUGACAUUUUGUUGCAUACAAGUACUCGUGCUAGAAUUAAAUCGGCAGCCCAAAUUAUUUCCCGUGUCGACCAAUCCGAGCUUGACACCGAGAAUAAUUAUGUAGAACGUAUGAAUAAAGCAAUUAUGAAUAAG
Bombyx mori (domestic silkworm) is the source of this 1503-nucleotide messenger RNA. RefSeq lists its product as uncharacterized. Bases 384 to 1289 code for a protein of 301 amino acids. The record is from RefSeq and is a predicted model, not a curated record. The transcript has 6 exons. Lineage: Eukaryota; Metazoa; Arthropoda; Insecta; Lepidoptera; Bombycidae.